CCAUGGCUGUACGGCCGAAAGGUCAUCCACUUUGUUCUGUGUUUACGAGGCUAAAUCUUCAAAACAACAAGACAAACACCCUCAAAAUGCUUUUUUCUUAGUCGUUUGGUGAGAAGGAACACUGUUAUGCCUCGUAGUUGUGAUAUGGGAGCUCGUUUGUUAAGAGAAUGGCUUCAGUUCGACAAGAUGUAAACAGCAGCAAAUGGUUGACUUUGAUAGAUGGAAACGAAGAUGAGGCGAGUGUUUCUCCCACUAAAACUCACCCCGAUUUCUCUUCAAGUCUAAGACAAGGCGAAAUCUUGAUCGAAGGGGAAUUCAGUGAGCUUGAUAAUCAGUUAUGGGUCGACAAGAACGUUCGUAUUUUGAUCACAUCGGAGUUUCUCUACCUGACUGAAAAGGGAUCAAAAAACAAGAUCAAAAAACAAGCACAUGUUCUUCAACCUGAGGCCACAAAAAGGGUCUCGAAAUUUAGCCGAUCUGAAAUAAAAACAGAAAUAAUUGAAGGGUGUUCAUAUACGUUUAAGGCUAAGUGGUGUAAGGAGAGUCGAUGGAAGAAGUAUCGAUUAUGUGGUGUGGUAAAUGAGGUGGAGUGGCAAAAAUGGAUGAACAGUUUUCGGUUAUCUUCAAUGGAAUCAAGAUCCAAAGAUUUCGAGAUUCCGCCAAUGGCUCUGCCAGAAUCGGGAACAAACACGGAUAUGUCGUCCUCAGACGACGACGAGGAAGAAGAACUAGAUACAGAGGAAUUGUCGUUGCCCAAGUGUUUGCCUUUAUGUGUGGAUCGAACGAUGUCAAUGCUCUCAAUGACCAUGCUCAACCCGAGCAAUGUGCGUAAACUCGCCAUCUCUAAUCUACAAAAAGACAACUCUAUGAAGAGGGCAUCUUUAGGGACGAUAGGGAGCGAAAACGAAGAUGUAUUUGAAUAUUUAGGGGCAGGUUCUCUAUUGAGGUCAAAUUCACACCCCAGAUUAUCUUAUACCAAGCCGUUUUGCACAUUUUCACUCAUGAACAUUUCGGAAUUGAGUAACGUGAAUAUAGAUGAUGAUCUCAAAACCAGGAAGGGAACCGUGGAGUCGGGAAGCCUAGAUCCAACGGUUGUACAGCAGAUUAAAUCAAAAUCAAUUGAAAGACAUCGGAGAGUUACUAAAUAUCCUCAGAAUGUCACUGCAGCUGAACUUGCACUCCAUAAUAGGAUUGAGUAUCUUAGAGCGCAUCCUAGUAAUUUAAACUUUGUGCGCAGACAUUUAUGGGAUGAAAAGACUCUUGCUGUUCCAUCAUCGUGUCACCAUAACCGUAGAUUAUCCCUCUCUUUAGCUCUUAAUAGCGAUGCAAACAGGAUUCCUCAAGGUAGUGAGAAUGCAUUUGGCAUUUGUCAAGUUAAACAGCAAUUAUUAAGAACAGAGAGUUCUCCAGCACGACCUGUGUACUUAUCUGGAAUUAAAACUACAGGGACUCCAAGUAAGAGAACCCCAGUUGCUAGACGCCUUAAUUUUAAGGAUGAUAUGGUUGUUGAGGAACAUGGUUUAGAUCAAAAACCUCAGAAAGCAAAAGUACGGAGAUUUUGGACCAUUCUUAACAAGAAACGACCUAGAAAUCUUCCGUCAUUACCAGAUAUUCCAUUUUCACCUGCAAAAGAAUAUCCUAAUGACUUUGAUAGUAGUCCCUCUAAAUUGCAAAGAGGGAAGAGUUUUAGUGCCGGAAUGGGUCGCAGUAGACAUUCUGAAGAAAUAAAUUGCGACAAAGAACUGAGAAGGAACAAAGUAUCAUACAAAUCUACCGUUACGUCACCAUUACCUGCUAGACAAGAUUCUGUCAAUGAUUCACCCUUCAGUAGAAAAUGGACCUCACCAGGAAACACAGGAAGCGUCAGAAAAAAGCUUGUUCAAAAAUUUCUUUCUCCAAUUCUCAAAUCCACCUCUUCGGAAGAAAACGGAGUGGGCCGAGCGACGAGCCCUACGGAACCCCCUUACAGCCCAGAUGUUGGGGACGAACUACUAAAUGGCUGGCCACGAGGGCUGGUUGACAUAGACGCUACAACCUUUGCUAAAGAGAUCACAUUGAUUGACAAGGAACUAUUCGUUAGAAUAUUAUGGCAUGAGUUGGAAAGCUGUGGAUGGAUGACCAAAGACAAGUACGUACGUUCACCAAACGUUAUGGAAAUAGUUGAAUUUUUUAAUCGAAUUGCUCUACUGGUUGCUACCGAGAUUCUGAGUGAGGAGACACCUCAAGCCAGGGCGCGCGUCAUAUCUAAAGUGAUUCAGAUCGCAGACAAGUGCAGAUUACUCGGUAAUUUCAACUCGCUCAAGGCAUUAAUGGCUGGGCUACAAUCUACACCGCUGUACAGAAUGAAGGAGACUUGGAAAGAAGUGCCUUCUAAAAGAAAAAAGAAGUUUCGUUAUCUUUCACUUCUGAUGGGGGAAAGUGAUAACUUCGCGUUGUACCGUAAGGAAAUGGAAAGUUUAUUAGCUAACGGACCCUGUCUACCUUUCCUGGGUGACUUCCUAACUCAGAUUGCUCAAACACAAGCUUUCAUGUCGGUCAAGCGAAAGAAGCAAAAAACAACGAAGCCAAACGCAGACAGCAAAGCUAAAGACUCAACCGACGGAACCCCAGUGAAUGGCGUGACAUAUUCCAAAUGUAACGGCGUGACACAUGCGUCACGAAACGAAACGAAAUCCUGCCCUGCGACUCCCAGAGAAUUCUCACCGGUUACGUCAACCAAUAACGUAGAGGAGUCACAUGACACCGCUUCGAUCACGUGUUCAUUGCAUGACAUGCUGUCACGUGACAGAUCCAAGCGAAGCUCGUCGAGGCCGAAGUUUAGACGAUUUCACAGUCGGCAGAACAGUACGGAUAAUGAAACAGUGAGUUUAAGCCAUAAUCGAAACAACAGCUCUGAUAUUCUCGACGUCCAAAAUGGCCGAUUCAAAGGGAAGCUUGUUCCUGCAAGUUCAGACUCUGUAAUUACGAACUCCGACAACAUGAAUGGGCAUCCCGAUUCAUGGAGAUUUGGAAAUACUCCCCGCUCUACUUCAUCCGGAAAACCUCCCUUGCUUAGGCGACUGUCUGAGAGCUCAACGACAUCGUUUUUCAGUGGAGGGACUUUUUAUGGGAAGCCCAAAAGACGGCUUUCCGAGAGCUCCAAGACUUCCAAGACUCGACGUUUCUUUUUAGACGGAAUUGUUCGACGAAGYACCAGUAGCAACUCGGUCAAAGAUGGCCGCGUACUGGGGCAUAGUUUUAGUACACAGUCUAUUCGUGAGGGGUCAAUCUCGCCCAAUGAGGUUAUGGGGAAGAGCGUCAGUACGCCGAUCAUCAAGGAUGGUUGUAAUUUAUUGUCGCGGGACAUCUCACGGGACGUUUCGAGGGAAUGCUCGUGUGAAAGACUUAAUGAAUCCGGGACGUUUGACGAGGAGAAGUGGCAGUCACUUGUGAAAUGUACAGAAACUAGUCAUAUAGGUACUGAACUACAGCUGAUCAAGUACCAAAUGGCUGCUGUCCAGUACGACUUUGCCAGUAACCCCGACGUACGACAGUUCCUUCUUAACGCGUCCUUCAACACAGAGGAAGAAAACUAUAGACUAUCCUUAAAACGAGAACCGCCCGUCAAAACCACGUGACAUGUAGUCAUGGCAACCUAAAAGUAUCCAUAAAUCAAGAACCACGUGACAUGUAGACGUAGCAACGAAACACUAUAAAUAGAUUUAGAAAUUUUGCAAACACCAUGUGACCUGGAACCAUAGCAACGAACCCCUUAAAAGGGUAUCACUGGUAACCAUAGUAACGAGAUUUCUCUAAUAGACCAUUUUUGAA
This is a messenger RNA of Actinia tenebrosa (Australian red waratah sea anemone), 3810 nucleotides long. RefSeq lists its product as uncharacterized. Gene Ontology annotation, molecular function: guanyl-nucleotide exchange factor activity. Lineage: Eukaryota; Metazoa; Cnidaria; Anthozoa; Actiniaria; Actiniidae. Gene Ontology annotation, biological process: Ras protein signal transduction. The record is from RefSeq and is a predicted model, not a curated record. Gene Ontology annotation, cellular component: plasma membrane.